Messenger RNA from Spinacia oleracea (spinach), 2703 nucleotides. RefSeq names its product nudix hydrolase 3. The coding region runs from base 92 to 2446 and encodes 784 amino acids. Gene Ontology annotation, molecular function: dipeptidyl-peptidase activity. Lineage: Eukaryota; Viridiplantae; Streptophyta; Magnoliopsida; Caryophyllales; Amaranthaceae. The transcript has 21 exons. The record is from RefSeq and is a predicted model, not a curated record. Gene Ontology annotation, cellular component: cytoplasm.
ACAUUUCCGUUUGAAUCCGUUCCAAAUCACGUGUUGUUUUUUCGAGUCGCUUCCACUUACCAUUAGCACAGGCGCACUGUAAGCAGCAGCCAUGGAUGAAGCAGUUCAAGCCGAAGAAUACUUUGAUGUUCUUACCAAAACUGGCCAGAAAACCGGCAUUCGCAAAACCAGAGGGCAUGUUCAUAGAGAUGGGGAUUACCAUCGUGCUGUUCACGUGUGGAUUUAUUCUGAAAGCACAAACGAGCUUCUGCUUCAGAAACGUGCUGAAUUCAAAGAUUCCUGGCCAGGCCAGUGGGAUAUCUCCAGUGCAGGUCAUAUAUCUGCUGGUGACUCUUCCCUCAUAACAGCAAGAAGGGAACUUCAGGAAGAGCUAGGUGUCAAUCUUCCAGAGGAUGCAUUUGAACUGUUGUUUGUUUUUCUUCAAGAGUGCGUCACUAAUGAUGGAAAAUUUAUCAAUAAUGAAUUUAAUGACGUGUAUUUGGUGACCACCAUAGCACCUAUUCCUCUAGAGGCAUUUUCACUUCAGGAAUCAGAAGUCUCAGCUGUUAAGUAUAUUUCUUGUGAGGAAUACAAAAGUUUGCUGCAGAAGGAAGAUCCUGACUAUGUCCCUUAUGAUGUAAACGGGCAAUAUGGUGAACUUUUGAACUUAAUUGCACAAAGGUACAAAGAGAACGUUGAGGAACGAAGUUUAUCUCUUCAAAGGCAACUCAAUCGCUAUGCACCUAUUCCCCUUACUGCAGAGCUUGGCGGGAUUAGUGACGUUGAUAAAGAAGCUCUUAAGUUUGUUCUUAAAGCUGCGAUGAUAAUGGAUGAUAUAUUUCACCAGCAGGUUUGUCUUAGCAAUCCAGCUUUGAGAGAUUGGUUGAAGGAGCAUGCUGAUACUUCCCCCUUGAAUAAGUUGAAAUGGAAAUAUUUCUCUAUUAACAAAAGUCCAUGUUUCUCAUUAUUGAUUGCUUACAGGUCUUGCCUAGAUGAAAACCUUGCAUUUUUAAGUACGGCUGAUUCUGCAAUUAAAUUGCAUUUGCAUGCCACAAAACCAGUAUCUGGCUGGAAGGGCCUUGAGUAUAAAGCUGCGUUUCCUCUAUCGAAACAACCUGGUGCAAAUUUCUAUCCUUCAGAUAUGGACAAACUGGAAUUUGAAUUGUGGAAAAAUAGUCUGUCUGAGGAUGAAAGACAAGAAGCGAUGGGCUUUUUUAAUGUCAUAAAAAGAUUCAACGGAGUCAAUUUAGAUACUCAAACUGAUGAGGGCGUCGCUGACCUGUCUAUCCGUGAUCUCUAUUGUGUCCCAUUCUCUCAAGAGUAUAGUUCUUACCUCACAAAAGCUUCAGAGUUGCUGUAUAAAGCAGGGGAACUGACUAGCUUUCCCAGUUUGAAGAAGCUGCUGCACACUAAGGCCAAUGCAUUCCUCUCCAAUGAUUAUUAUGACUCUGACAUAGCCUGGAUGGAAUUGGAUUCAAAACUAGAUAUCACCAUUGGCCCUUAUGAAACCUAUGAAGAUUCGCUUUUCGGAUACAAGGCUACUUUUGAGGCAUUUAUUGGAAUUCGAGACGAUGAUGCUACAGCCAAACUUAAACUAUUUGGCGAUAAUUUAUUGGUUUUGGAGCAAAACCUUCCAAUGGAUGACACAUUCAAGUCUAAAGAUGUCACAGCUGCUCCAAUUCGUGUCAUCCAACUUCUUUACAAUGCUGGGGAUGUGAAGGGACCUCAAACUGUUGCAUUUAAUUUACCAAACGAUGAACGCAUUGUGAGAGAUCGUGGUACUUCAAUGGUAAUGCUGAAAAAUGUCUCUGAGGCGAAGUUCAAACAUAUUCUUCUUCCUAUAGCCGAGGCAUGCAUAUCAAAAGAACAACAGGAGCUUGUUGACUUUGAUUCCUUCUUCACUCAUACAAUUUGUCAUGAAUGCUGCCAUGGUAUUGGUCCUCAUAGCAUAGUGCUUCCAGAUGGUCGGAAGUCAACAGUAAGAUUGGAGCUACAAGAACUACACUCUGCUUUGGAAGAAGCAAAAGCUGAUAUAGUUGGUCUUUGGGCUCUCAAAUUUUUCAUUAAUCAGAAUUUACUUCCGUCAAGUUUGUGCAAAUCUAUGUAUGUUUCCUUUCUUGCGGGAUGUUUUCGCUCCGUACGUUUUGGGCUAGAUGAAGCUCAUGGAAAGGGACAAGCGUUGCAGUUUAAUUGGUUAUUUGAGAAAGAAGCAUUUAUUAUGCAUCCUGAUGGGAGAUUUAGCGUUAAUUUUGACAAGGUUGAAGAUGCUGUUGAAAGCUUGAGUAGAAAAAUAUUAACCAUACAAGCUACUGGUGACAAAAAUAAAGCCAGUUCUCUUCUUGAGGAGUACUGCAAAAUGACCAAUCCAUUGCGACUUGCAUUAGACAAGUUAGAAAGUGCUGAGGUACCAGUUGACAUAACUCCAGCAUUUCCUGUCGCUGACCAAAUAUUGCAUGGAAGACCCUGAAACUUGCUGAGACUUUGAAGAUGCAGUCGUGCUUUACAAUUAAAGGAAAUGCUAGGUUUUUUCAUUUUGAUACCUGAUUUAUCACUUUACUUAACUAAGAUCAACAGGAAUGGAAAAUGACUGAUUGGAUAUUGCUUCACUUGUUCUGCUGCAUAUUGUCCUAGUACAUUCUUAUAACUUAUCCCAAUAUAACAAUAAUAAUUGCUUUCUACCUUAUUUAUGUAUCAAAUAAGAUGUACCUGGUCAUUUGAAUCUCA